GGCUGUUCAAAGUGACAUUCCUCAGCGGUCGCGUCGUCCUUCUGGACCCGAAUUACUUACAAGAACUCCAGAGGAUGUUGUGAUGCCCAUUGAGAUUGAUUCCCAUGAAGAUGCCGAUUCUCUUCGUUUCAAAGCCAGAGAUCAAAGAGAUCGCAUGAAAGAAUGUUUCAAGCAGAGGCGUGAAGCUGACAAAAACGGAGGGCGCGCUAAAAAGCUUUCCCUGAGGGGUGAGGCGUACAAAGACAACAUGAGGCGCUUAGAUGAGGCAGCCAGCAUGAAGAUAUUUGAAGAGCAUAAUCAAAGACUCAAGUUCGACACGGUUGAUCUCCACCGACUCUUUGUCCCAGAAGCCAAGUUGUACUUUGACAAGGCUGUUCAAGAGGUUCGGAACCAUGGGGAAUCAUCACUUUGUGUGAUCGUAGGAAGGGGGAAACACUCCAAAAAUAACAUCGCAAGGAUCAAACCUGCAAUUCAAAAACAUGGGAAAAGAUUGGGUCUGUGCGUCGAAGUGGAUCGUUCCGAUGUUGGCCGCCUUGUUGUGAGUUGGUGAAUCUUAAAAGCUUAAUCGCCCAGUGAGAAGUGGAUAUUUGGUGCACCCACGCAAAACUUGGUUAGCAUCGGUGUCACAAAACAUUGUGAGAACUUGGCAGAUCAACCAGUUUUUGGGCCUUCGAGCUUCUAGGGAAAACGAAGCUAGUCAGGCUAUGCGAGUACACUAGCUUAGCCAGUAUUUAUCUUUUUUUGGUUUAGCACAAAUCGAGCAAGACAAGCUAUGUGUGCA
Messenger RNA from Suillus discolor, 781 nucleotides. RefSeq lists its product as uncharacterized. The transcript is spliced from 6 exons. Bases 83 to 550 code for a protein of 155 amino acids. The record is from RefSeq and is a predicted model, not a curated record. NCBI's taxonomy places the organism in Eukaryota, Fungi, Basidiomycota, Agaricomycetes, Boletales, Suillaceae.